AUGUGUAGUGCUCAGGGCAGAAUGGCCGCGUAUCGUCUGCUUGCUGCUAUUGGAGAAGAUGAUGAUCUUAUGCUAUUAUCAUUGAAAGGAGGUGAGCUCGAGACUGAAAAACCAUUGUUUAAUUUUGAAGACCUUACGAACGAGAAAUGCAAAACUUUGUUUCGGUUUGAGAAGGACGAUAUUCCAUUGUUGUGUCAUGCUCUACAAAUACCACCUAAAAUUGAAUGUACGAAUAGGACGACAUGUUCCGGCCUUGAAGGCAUAUGCAUUCUUUUAAGACGCUUGGCAUACCCUCACCGUCUAAGUGACUUGUAUUCUCUCUUUGGAAGAUCGUCCACAGCUAUGUCUUUCAUUAUCAAUGAACUCUUGGACUUUCUACAUGAUACGCACGGACACUUGUUAUGGGAUCUGAAUAGAUCAUGGUUGUCAGAGCAAAAUCUGGAUGAGUUUGCUAAUGCCGUCCGAGCACGUGAGGGGCCUCUUCCAAACUGUUGGGGUUUUAUUGAUGGAACCGUGCGGCCUGUUUGUAGACCCACACACCAUCAGAAAUUGAUAUACAAUGGUCAUAAGAGAGUGCAUGCACUUAAAUAUCAAAGCGUAGUUACACCUAACGGCCUUGUCGUAAACAUGUUUGGUCCUAUAGAAGGGAAAAGACAUGACGCUGGAAUGUUGCGAGAGAGUCAGCUUCAGCAGCAGAUGCGCCAGUACAUGACAACGCCAACUGGAGAUAUGUAUGCGGUGUAUGGGGACCCGGCUUAUCCGCUGACGCCGUACAUCAUCACACCAUACAGAGGAGGGGUUGUUUCGGCCAACCAGGCACUAUUUAAUAAAAAGAUGUCAGCUGUUCGUAUAUGCGUUGAAUGGACAUUCGGGAAAAUCCUUGCCCUGUUUUCCUUCCUUGAUUAUAAGAAAAACCUGAAGUUAUAUUUGCAGCCAGUUGGCAAAUACUAUCUGGUAGGAACGCUUCUGACUAAUUGUCACAGCUGUUUAUAUGGUAACCAGACUAGCCAGUUCUUCGGUGUGGAACCCCCAACUUUGCAGAGUUACAUAUCGGGAUGA
Pecten maximus is the source of this 1059-nucleotide messenger RNA. RefSeq names its product protein ALP1-like. The record is from RefSeq and is a predicted model, not a curated record. The transcript has a single exon. The coding region runs from base 1 to 1059 and encodes 352 amino acids. NCBI's taxonomy places the organism in Eukaryota, Metazoa, Mollusca, Bivalvia, Pectinida, Pectinidae.